AUGGCUGUAAAGGUAGACACAGGAGAAGUGGAAUUGCGAGUCAUCUCUGCUUAUGCGCCACAGGCAGGCUGUAGUGAAGAAGAGAAGGCAAGCUUUUGGGAGGAUCUGGAGCAGUACGUCCAUUCCCUGGAAGGCGAAGUAGUACUUCUAAUCGGAGGAGACUUCAACGGACAUGUCGGUUUUCGGAAAGACGAGUUCGAAAGUUGUCAUGGUGGAUACGGUUAUGGAGCUCGUAACGACGACGGGUUGCGAAUCCUGGAGUAUGCUGUUGCAAGUGACUUGAUCAUUGCUAACACGCAGUAUCAGAAAAGAAAAUCGCAUUUGAUCACGUACACCAGCGGCGGUCGUAAAACACAAAUAGAUUUCUGGAUGUUACGCCGACGAGAUCGCCGACUUCUGCAGGAUUCAAAAGUCAUCCCUACAGACCAUGUCGCUGCCCAACACCAUCUGCUCAUUAUAGACUUGAAAAUCUCCCGUCCAAGGAAGAGACAUCCAAGGACUGAAACACAGCGCAUCAAGUGGUGGAAUCUGAAAGAUCGAAAGGAGGUAUUUUUCGCGUCCGUGGCUCCAUCUACACUUCCCCACCCUACUCGUAGUGUGGAGGAAAUGUGGUCGUCUACUUCCAGCGUUAUACGCUUGACCGCGGAGAACACUCUGGGAAAGACAACACUAGGGGCUGAUGGAGCCGUUCUGCGCCCCUCUAGUCAGAUCCUGGAGAGGUGGCGAGAGUACUACAAUCACGUGUGUAACGAAGAGUUCUGUCAUCCUCCCAUCCCAACUGUUCCCAGCGUCGAGGGUCCUGUUCUACCAAUAACUGCCGUCGAAGUCAUUGCUGCCUUUGCAAAAAUGAAGUCGAACAAGGCCACCGGUCCUGAUGACGUAACUGCUGAUGUCUGGAAGCUGCUAGGAGAUCGAAUGUCCGUGUGGUUCGCAACUCUAUUCAACAAGAUCGUUGCAGAAGGACGUUUGGCAAACUUCCGUGACCGUGCCGGAGCUCGUCUGAAGAAAAUUGUCAGCGUUUCACUCAACCAGUGCGGUUUUGUGAAGGACUGCAGCACUAUAGAUGCUAUCCAUGCUGUCCGUAUCCUUCUGGAGAAACAUCGAGAGAAGAACCGCAGUGUGCAUGUUGCUUUUCUCGAUCUCGAGAAAGCUUUCGACCGUGUCACACAUGAGCUGUUAUGGAUGUCCACGAGGUCGCAUAGAGUACCAGAAGAAUAUGUGCGGUGGACGAAGCUGAUUUAUGCGAAGCCUACCAGCGUUGUACGAUGUGCUGCUGGAACAAGCAGACCAUUCCCUGUACAAGUAGGGGUUCAUCAGGAAGCAGCGAAUCUAGAAGCGUGGACUCUACUCUUUGCCGACGAUGUCAUGCUCGCGUCGGAGUCUCGAGGUGAUUUUCAGAAACAAGUGAAUUCUUGGGAGGAUCGGCUGCAGAAAUAUGGAUUGCGCCUCAGCAUAUCGAAAACUGAGUACAUGGAGUGCGGACCAAGGAUGGAGAAUGGUUCAAUUCGUGUCGAUGGCACCGAAUUGAAAAAGGUGAACGGUUCCAAGUACCUUCAAGUACCUGAAAAUGGCCUCACUUUGAACGAUCCACGUGAUUUUAAUGUGAUACCUAUCAUUAGUGGCUCUGUCGAAGGCGAUAACGCCGAAACGUUAGCCGUUGUUUAA
Molecule: messenger RNA, 1665 nt
Organism: Necator americanus (New World hookworm)
Lineage: Eukaryota; Metazoa; Nematoda; Chromadorea; Rhabditida; Ancylostomatidae
Exons: 5
Coding region: 1-1665 (554 amino acids)
Biological process (GO): chromatin remodeling
Cellular component (GO): nucleus
Source: RefSeq, a predicted model, not a curated record